This is a messenger RNA of Aspergillus terreus NIH2624, 2097 nucleotides long. RefSeq names its product protein TOXD. Gene Ontology annotation, biological process: secondary metabolite biosynthetic process. The coding region runs from base 1 to 2097 and encodes 698 amino acids. Gene Ontology annotation, molecular function: FAD binding; oxidoreductase activity, acting on NAD(P)H. The transcript has 4 exons. The record is from RefSeq and is a predicted model, not a curated record. NCBI's taxonomy places the organism in Eukaryota, Fungi, Ascomycota, Eurotiomycetes, Eurotiales, Aspergillaceae.
AUGCUGAUCAUUCAGAUCCCCGAUGGUAUGCCGGACGAAGACGCAUGCACCCUGGGUGUCGGCAUCACGACAGUGGGCCAGGGCCUGUACCAAUCCCUGGGGCUCCCCUUGCCGGGGUCUCGCGCCAGAGCAAAUUUCCCGAUUCUCAUCUACGGUGGGAGCACCGCGACCGGAAGCCUCGCCAUACAGUAUGCGCGGUUGUCCGGGUGCUCGCAGAUCAUCACGACCUGCUCUCCGCGCCAUUUUGACUGGGCCAAAUCCCUGGGUGCCGACGCAUCGUUCGACUACCGCGAUCCGGACUGUGUGCAGAAGAUCAAAGAUUGCACCCAAAACACCCUGGCACAUGUCCUGGACUGUGUUUCUACAAGUGCCAGCGCCGAGCUUUGCGCAGCAGCGAUUGGUUCCAACGGCGGUACAGUCUCCUACCUCUUACCACUCAAACAUCAGCGCGAGGAUGUUGAGGCGAAAUAUACCCUGGCCUAUACUGCCUUCGGGGAGUACUUCAGCAUUGCGGGUACCAGGAAGUUUGAGGCGCGGCCCGAGGAUCUGGAGUUUGCGAAGAUGUUCUGGAAGCUGAGUGAAGGGCUUGUUGCCGAGGGAAAGAUUCGAGUCCAUCCUCCCCGAGUCGGCAAGGACGGGCUCAAGGGAGUGUUGGACGGGUUCCAGGCUAUGAGAGAGGGCCAAAACUGGAUUCCGAACAUGUAUGGAUAUGAAGUUGGCGAUGAGUGUCGGAGUCUUCAUGUAUGGGCUGAUAGACGGAGCCUUGAGAUCCCCCGUGCUCCGAUAGAUCAAAACGCUACAAGCAACUUGGAUGUCGCCAUCGUCGGUGGUGGCAUCGCCGGCGUCACUCUGGCCCUUGGUCUGCUCAAGCGUGGCAUCAAACCGAUCAUCUACGAACGCGGUCGAAGUUUCCGCGAAAUCGGGGCUGGCAUCGGCUUCACGCCCAACGCGGAAUGGGCAAUGAAAGUCCUCGAUCCGGAGAUUCAUGCGGCAUUCAAGCGGGUCACGGUACAGAAUGGCACCGACUGGUUCAUCUGGAUGGACGGGAGCCUGGAGAAGGAGGCGGUGGUUCACAAGAUGUAUCUCGGUGAGAGGGGGUUCGAGGGCUGCGCGCGGGCCGACUUCCUCGACGAGCUGGUGAAAAGCCUACCGCAAGGGACCGUGCGAUUCUCGAAAAACCUGGUUGAUAUUGUGGAUGAGGAUGGUGCGAGUGAGGUGCGGCUGAAGUUUUCAGAUGGGAGUACAGCAAGUGCGCAUAUUGUCAUCGGCUGCGACGGAAUUCGAUCAAAAGUGCGGCAAUUCGUCAUUGGGGGAGAUGAUCAACCUGCUCACCAUCCGCAUUAUACCCACAAAUAUGCCUUCCGCGGCCUGGUUCCCAUGGACAAAGCCUAUGCUGCCCUCGGCCAGGAGAAGACUGACACCCGACACAUGUACCUCGGACCUGACGCCCAUGCUCUCACCUUCCCAGUGGCCGGUGGUAAACUCCUGAACGUUGUUGCCUUUGUCACCGAUCCCAGCUCGUGGCCAGACGGUGAGAAAUUCACCCUGCCCGCCAGCAAGACCGAUGCAGUCAAGGCCUUUGAACGGUUCAAUUCCACCGUUAGAGCCAUCAUUGACAUGCUUCCGGAGGAACUCAGCAGAUGGGCUGUAUUCGACACGUACGACUACCCGGCACCGACGUUCGUCCGCGGCCGCGUAUGCAUCUCCGGGGAUGCGGCCCAUGCGGCUGCACCAUAUCACGGUGCGGGCGCCGGUUUUGCUGUGGAAGAUGCAGCAGUUCUUGCGGAGCUUCUUUCCGAUGCGUACGACUAUUUGAAGAUAAGUGAUGUUGAGAAGGCCGACAUCCCAAAGUCGGUGGUCCUACGCAAAGCCCUCGAGACCUACAAUUCUAUUCGUCUAGAGCGAGCGCACUGGUUGGUGGAGACCAGCAGGCACAUUGGUGAGAUCUACGAGGGCCAGAAUGCAGAUAUUGGACUUGAUCAUACGAAAUGUGCAGCAGAGAUUGAUUGGCGUUGUCGAAAGAUUUGGGACUACGAUGUUGAUGACAUGAUGAAGCAGACCAGUACGCUCUUCAAAAAGCAGUUGGGAAUGAUUUGA